Messenger RNA from Haliaeetus leucocephalus (bald eagle), 2627 nucleotides. It is a transcript of the gene PLPP7, whose product is annotated as phosphatidic acid phosphatase type 2 domain containing 3. The transcript is spliced from 2 exons. Gene Ontology annotation, molecular function: sphingosine-1-phosphate phosphatase activity. The coding region runs from base 1329 to 2144 and encodes 271 amino acids. NCBI's taxonomy places the organism in Eukaryota, Metazoa, Chordata, Aves, Accipitriformes, Accipitridae. The record is from RefSeq and is a predicted model, not a curated record. Gene Ontology annotation, cellular component: nuclear envelope.
GGCAGGAGGAACCGAGAUAGACGGUCUCUCCCAGAGGUGCUUGAGGCUUAGACCCACACAGCUGCGGUUCAGGGACUGUAGUAAGAUUAUUCAGACCUGUAAACUGAAGCUGUGAGCACAGGCGGGAUGUUCGCAGGGGCUCACCAGCACUAGUGAUCAGGGGGUGGUCUCAGAAGGGUUCACCCCAGCUGCGGUGGGGAGCUGGGAGGCUGACGGCAGCCGCGCACAGACAAAGUAAUGGUGGUAGGAGGGAUGGCAGGUCUGCCCUGUCCUCUGCAGGAGGACUCCCCAGGGCCUGGCAUGAGCCCACGGCAUCCAAUCCCCACUGCGGGAAGCCUUCCUCCUCCCCGUCCCGCAGUGCCCGCUCCCCUGGGGCCGGUACCUGUGCCGCUUCUCACAUCCGCAGCUCCGGGACGCGGGCAUCGCCUGUCACCUGCUCUCAGCAUGGGAUCUGCGAUGCUGGAUGACACGGCAGAAACAUGUGCGGUAUCGAGGCCAAGCUCAGCGCUGGGGGCAGGGGGAUGGGAAUUCAUUAGCGGUGUCUCUUCUAAUCAGGAGGCAGGUGCUGCUUCUCCUUGGGUCCAGGAAUGAGGUGAGCGAUGGAAGUCGCCGCAGGGGUGCACACUGAAAGGGGAGAGAGGAUGCGCCUAGUGAUGUUUGAAAGGAAUCCAUACCAGGGAGAGGAAGGUGGCAUCUAGGGUGCCCUCGCAGAGGGCGAGGUGUUGCAGAACAAAUAAAAGGAGAAGAUACCCAGGGAAAGCCCGUUGGGGGGGAGCCCCUGGGUGAUGCCCAGCCUUGGAGCUUGCAAAGCCAGGUGGCACAGCCCACCGUAGGAGCGAUGCCAGCUCCCGUGGGGAGGGGGGAUGCCGUGAUCUCCUCCAGCUCUGACUCCGACACUGAAAUGUGAAUUGUAGUCCAAAAAACUACAUUUCCCAGUUUCCCUUGCAGCCCAGGGGAAUAAGCAAUUGGAAGAUUUAAAUAGACCAGGCCAGAAGCAACCAACCUUUGGCACAACGCUUUUCCCUCCUCUUCUUCCAAUCUAUUGGCUGUUUAACCUUUUUCCCUGGCACUGGAGUGGCUGCCAAGCCUGGCAUUAAUUUUCCUUCCAAGCUUGCUAGGCCCAUGAAGUAAACAGCCAUGUGCAUUCCUUACUCUAUAUUUAACAGCUGCAGUCUGUGCUGGGGGCAACUGCAACAGAGGGGAACCUUUGUAGCUUCCCAAAUUCACGGCUCGUGAGGGUGGGAGUGGGGGAAGCUUUCUGCAGGGAGAAGAGGAAUUUCUCUCCUUCCCGGUAUUUGCAAAGCAGGUUGCCUUAGAGAGAGACUGCAAUGCCAGCAUCCCAGCCGCGGUCCAGGGCAAGAGACAGGAACAAUGUCCUCAACCGGGCUGAGUUCCUCUCCCUGAAUCAGCCCUUGAAGGGGAACCAGGAGAGCAGGAGCUCCGGCAGAAAGCAGAGCGGCCAGGCCGGAGCAGCUGGUGCCCAGAACAGCAACCCCAAGGAGCGGAGGCAGUCGCAGCAGCUGCCCGAAGAGGACUGCAUGCAGCUCAACCCCUCCUUCAAGGGAAUCGCCUUCAACUCCCUGCUGGCCAUUGAUAUCUGCAUGUCCAAGAGGCUGGGAGUGUGUGCCAACAGAGCCUCCUCCUGGGGUGGUGCCCGCUCCAUGAUUAACCUCCUGGGGAUAACGGGGCACGGCAUCCCCUGGAUUGCGGGUACGCUCAUCUGCCUGGUGAAGAGCAGCACGCUGGCAGGCCAAGAGGUCCUCAUGAACCUGCUGCUAGCCCUGCUUCUGGACAUCAUGAUUGUGGCUGGUUUGCAGAAGUUGGCCAAGCGGAAGGGCCCAUACGAUGUCACCCCUGGCUUGUUGGACUACCUGACCAUGGACACGUAUGCAUUUCCAGCCGGGCACGCCAGCCGAGCAGCCAUGCUCUCCAAGUUCUUCCUCAACCACCUGGUCUUGGCCAUCCCUCUCCGGAUCCUGCUGGUCCUCUGGGCCCUCUGCGUGGGCUUUUCCCGCGUCAUGAUCGGACGGCACCACAUCACAGAUGUCCUGUCUGGCUUUGUUUUCGGCUACUUACAGUUCAGGCUGGUGGAGUUGAUGUGGAUGUCUUCCAACACGUGUCAGAUGUUGAUAUCCAUCUGGUGAACAUGGAGGACUCGACGCCUUUCCACUGGAAACUAGCAGAUACUUUGAGUCUCCUUCCCAGUAUUUUCUACAUGUUGUUUGUUGGAAGCAGUUGUAACUUCCAUGAGUAGUGGUGUUUUUUAAUGUUGCUUCCCCACCUGAAAAAAAAAGUUUCUUGCAAUGGAUUGGGUUUUAGCAAUCAAGGGCCAUACCUGUGUUUUGGCCAUAUUCUCAAGCUGUGUUUGGACAGCAACCUAAUUAAGCUUUACGGAUGAGAGAAAUGAGCUACAUGUCUGCCUAGUUUGAGUGGUUCACAUCGGCACCUUGAUACGUCCUCGGGAUGGGCAGCGCCUGAGAGCUUCCUGAGAACACAUUCGUUAACUCUUUUGAGGCUAAAUGAUUUUGGCCACAGUGCUUUUUCUUUUUGUAAGCCCAGCAGUUGUGUCUUGUACAGAGUAAGGACACUGCUGGCACUUCACAGAUAAUAAAUAAUCACAAAAAUAC